Symbiodinium pilosum is the source of this 1065-nucleotide messenger RNA. NCBI's taxonomy places the organism in Eukaryota, Dinophyceae, Suessiales, Symbiodiniaceae. The record is from the annotation of a GenBank genome assembly.
AUGACAUCUCCCCGCCAGGACAAGCAUGAAAUUGGCAGGUCACGGCGCCUCAGCGCCCCUGCAAGUGCAUUGGAUCCGCGGCCUGUGAACUAUCGGAAGAAGGAGGUUACACAGCUCUCCAAGAGCGGAACCGGGCUGGGGCAGUGGGUGACCACACGCAUGGCUGCCUGGCGAACAGCGCCCAGCGAGAUGGGCUACAGGAUUGACAUGUUCCCGAUUGGAUGGCACGUCCACGAGGCGCCUUGGACUGACGAUCCGGUGGAAGGCUGGCUGCCAGUGGUGCCUCGCGGUUUCGUCAAGGCUUCCGAGCUCGCACCCGCACCAACCGAGGACGAGCCAACGCUGCUGACGCCUCCCCCUUCCUCGUCCCGAGGCUCUCCGCUCAGCAGUAGCAACAGCUCUUCGCCACAGGCAGACAAAUUUGACCAACCAUCUGCUGCCAGCGCGCGGGCAGCACUUCUAGCUCUGCGAGAGGAGCACGUACGUUUGCGGGAAGCCAACAUACAGCUCCGUGAGCGUGAGCUCAAGAAGAGGCAAGAGAUUGACAGUCUGAACAAAGCCCGGGACUUGACCGCCAAAGAGCUGGCUGCGGAUCAGGAAAAGAUUAGCCUGCAAAAGCAGGAGCUGGAGCAGGGCGACGAAGAGCUUCGGGUGCUUCUGCAGAAGCUGGCGCUCUGCCGCGAGGCAGUCGUCACAGCUGUGAAGAGCAUUGACGCGGUGUAUGAAGACGUGCCUGAUGAAGAAACUCAAAAGGAUGCCAACCUGAGCAGUGACGAGGCUGGCCCAAUGGUGGCACGGGCUCGGCAAGCGCGUAGCCAGCAGGCAAAGCAGAAGGCCAUCAAUGCCAUGGAGGCGGACAAGGCCAUUUGUGAGCUUCUGGCGGUUGUGGGCAAUCCAUUAACCGCAACAGACGAGGAGGCAGAGGAGCGCUUCAAGACGUCCGGGGAGAACGCGGAGUGUGGCAGCAACCUCGAGAAGCCGCUGGAGAUGAAGGUGCGGAGCAGUCCGACCAAGACAUGUUCUGGUGACCAGCGUGCACCUCUUCGAGAUCUAAACCGUGUUUAA